UGCUUUUGUUUUAACCUCAUCUGUAAACGCGAAGGUAGCUUGUAGAAGUACUAAUGAACGUAAUAUGAGUAUUACCCUUUAAAUAACCUUUCUUCAUAUAUGUAAAUAUUAAGUAUUUUUAAACGUCUGACUUUGAACAUAAAUGUCAAUGAUGUUUUAAAUCCCAGUAGGAUUAAUGUAAAAGCAGUCUCUCUGAAUGUUAAAGCCUAAAUACUGCUUGAAGUUCUGGUGCUUGUGCUGGCUAUACUAUUUAAUUCAAAACUUAAUUACAGAGUCUAACGUUGUAACGUUUACCUGACGCAAAUGGUCUGUCGUGAGUUAACUACGCUUUUAAUAUUCUUGGGCUCAGAUUAAGUCUUAACCAUGACCCUUUUGUAGACAGGUGACACUGGCCCAUGACGUUUAAUCAUGAUAGCUUGCUUUCAUGUUAGUUUGUUUGCACGUGAAAACUUGUCUUUAGUAGGCCUAUAUGCAAUAGCCCUUCAGGAUAUUGGGCUCCUGCUUUUAGCGAUUAGUUUAAUCGCUAAAAGCAGGGCUCGGAAUAAGAAAAUGAACAUUAAGAAUAAUAUAUGUAUAGCAAGCGUGCAGAUGACAAUGCUUGUUUACUUCGUAAGAGAGGUAGGCUAUAUCAAUGAAGGGUGGAACAAAUACAUUAGAAUACUGCCUAAGAUAACAUAAAUUGGGGGCACUGCAGCUGAAACAAAGCAGGAGGAGAAAUAUUGCUGGAAAGUCUUUCUUAAAAAGUGGCCUCCAUAAUUAGAGUUGCUAUGGAAGAUGUUCAAGUCUCAGUCACCCAAAGCCAUCUCCACUCUCUCGUGGGAAGCUAUAGUCAUCUGGCCAGUAUUUCUGGUUAUGCGCUGUUGUGUAUGUUUAUUCCAGCAAAGCCUGCAGUGCUCACCAUCCAAGAUGGCUGCGGGUGAGAGCAGUAGCCGAUCCUCAUGUUUAAACCUGUCUAAUUCGGGGCCGCUAGGCAAUGCCCAGCCGAGCAACAGCGCGCAUUCAACACCCGCAGGCAACGGGGGGUCAGGGGGUACCGCCGGAGGGGUACACGGGACCGCAGGGAACGCCAAUCUUCAAGCGGGCCUCGACGGCGGCGGAGGCGCCGAUGCCGCAGUAAGGACUACCUCGAACCCUCCCCGGCAGUCAGUAGGUCAAAACGCCACGGCGCCACCGGCUACGACCACAACCGGAGACACCUCGGCCGCUGCGUCAGACAUGCCGGCGACAUCGGCGUCCAGCGCAUCUUCAGUGGAUGCGUCCGCGAUCUCGUCCUCUCUGCCCCUGCCCAGUAGUCCGGCUUCGGUGUUGGUUUAUCGGGAGCCAGUUUACAAUUGGCAGGCGACAAAAAGUACAGUCAAAGAAAGAUUCGCAUUUUUGUUCAACAACGAGGUGCUAAGUGACGUCCAUUUUUUGGUUGGUAAGGGAAUGGGAGCUCAGCGCAUUCCUGCGCACAGAUUUGCUCUCGCUGUUGGAAGCGCUGUUUUUGAUGCGAUGUUCAACGGUGGUAUGGCCACGACAUCAACAGAAAUCGAGCUGCCGGAUGUGGAACCGGCUGCUUUUCUAGCCCUCCUCAAGUUUUUAUACUCCGAUGAGGUACAGAUCGGACCCGAGACAGUAAUGACUACGUUAUACACUGCGAAAAAGUAUGCAGUGCCUGCGCUUGAGGCACACUGUGUCGAGUUCCUGAAGAAAAACCUACGCGCUGACAACGCUUUUAUGUUGCUUACUCAGGCACGGCUGUUCGACGAGCCACAGCUUGCCAGCCUUUGCCUGGAGAAUAUAGAUAAGAACACUGCGGAUGCAAUAGCCGCUGAAGGCUUCACCGACGUCGACCUCGACACGCUGGUGGCCGUGCUGGAGAGGGACACGUUGGGUGUGCGGGAGGUGCGUCUGUUCGGGGCAGCGGUGCGUUGGGCGGAGGCCGAGGCCCAGAGGCAGCAGCUGCAGCCCACCCCGGAGAACAAACGACGAGUGUUGGGAAAAGCCCUCGGCCUCAUCCGCUUCCCUCUGAUGACGAUAGAAGAGUUUGCAGCAGGGCCAGCUCAGUCGGGUAUCCUCACGGACCGCGAGGUGGUCAGCCUCUUCCUGCACUUCACGGUCAACCCCAAGCCGCGCGUGGACUUCAUCGACCGGCCGCGCUGCUGCCUGCGAGGGAAGGAGUGCAGCAUCACGCGCUUCGGCCAGGUGGAGAGCCGCUGGGGCUACAGCGGCACCAGCGACCGCAUCCGGUUUUCGGUGAAUCGCAGAAUAUUUGUGGUCGGAUUUGGGCUCUAUGGCUCCAUACAUGGUCCAACUGACUAUCAGGUCAACAUCCAGAUCAUCCACACGGACAGCAACACAGUCUUGGGGCAGAAUGACACAGGUUUCAGCUGUGAUGGCACAGCUAACACCUUCCGCGUGAUGUUCAAAGAACCCGUGGAGAUCCUCCCCAGCGUCAACUACAUCGCCUGUGCAACUCUCAAGGGUCCAGACUCUCACUACGGGACAAAGGGGAUGCGUAAAGUCAGUCACGAAGCCUCCGCCACUGGCAGCAAGACCUGCUUCACCUUCUGUUACGCCGCGGGCAACAACAACGGCACUUCGGUAGAGGAUGGACAAAUCCCCGAGGUUAUCUUCUACACGUAAUGACGGACUUGUGUCCUAUUGAAGCAUGUGGACACUACAUAUUAUCUCACUGAACUGCACUGGUCUAAUUACAGAUCAGCAACCAAAAAAAAAAUUAUUUUCCUUUUUUUUGCCAUAUGAUCAGAGCAUGAAAAAUGUUAUGGAGUUCCCAGUUAUACUCUGGGAACAAAUUUGUUUUUGUACUUGUGUAGCACUUUGUAGUUGAAGCCUGAAUUCAUGGCUGACUAGUGAUUAUUUGCAAAAAUAGCAAACUGUCAAGUCAUUAGUAGUUACGCUAUUGUUCAGGUCUAAUACUACCAUCACGUUAGUACUGGUCAGCUAUGUUUAUGGCAGCAGUUUAGUUUGACAAUUUGAUUUAAUGUUUAAUAAGUCUGAAGUGGGUCCACCUUUUGACUUUUUGGUGAGAUGCUCAUCGCUUCGAGUUGCACUGAUGCACUUUUGACCCAGAUGCAGGUGCAUAUAUUUUGUUUGGGGCAUACAAUCAUAUGGAACAUGGACUGUUAUGUUUUUGACAUGAAAUUUGUCAGAUUAGAAAAUGAGUGAAAAAGGUAAUGUUUACAUAGAUAAUUGUUCAGCUAGUUGCCCUCCACCAGAGAAACUUCAAGCAGCACUUGCACUGAAAAUGUGACAGAAUAAUUCUCAAGUAUUCAGUGUAAUGGAGUAGUGGACACCUUUCUACAGUUAAUUUUACUAUUUCUAUCUGGCUAAAAACCACAAGAAUAUUUGGAAGAUGGUCACAAGGAAUGUGGAACUACUUGCUAAUUUGUAGCCUACCUGUAGUUUCACUAACGCUCACUAUAAGUGCUGUAUAUAAAGGCAGUGCCCUGUAAGUCCAAUUAAAAUCUGUCCACUUAGUAUAUUGAGGUUAAUUUUUUAAUCAGUUGAUGGUCCCAGCAUGGAGGCAUGCAUCAACACAAUUGCUAGAGUAGCAGCAAGGUCAUAAACAACAUUUUGCCUUAUACAAGUCCACAUUUCUCAAACAUGCAACUGUACAAUUAAUAAAUUGUAGUUAGUGACCACUACAAAUUCAAUUGACCCAUUUCUACAAAUUUGUGUCCCAAUGUUUCAUUUAGCGGAUUUCUUGUCAAAGAACUCAAGUCCAUCGAUUAGAUUUGUGACAGCUGAAGAUUGAAAAUUUCACUCCUGCAUGAGCAGCUGAGAAACCAAAGUGAAUCCCAUUAACAAGUUAAAUCAGCUCCCUUCUCCCAUUUAUUUGCACAGGAACCCUCUGGGG
This is a messenger RNA of Electrophorus electricus (electric eel), 3859 nucleotides long. RefSeq names its product BTB (POZ) domain containing 2a (gene btbd2a). NCBI's taxonomy places the organism in Eukaryota, Metazoa, Chordata, Actinopteri, Gymnotiformes, Gymnotidae. Gene Ontology annotation, cellular component: P-body; cytosol. Gene Ontology annotation, molecular function: protein binding. Gene Ontology annotation, biological process: neurogenesis. The record is from RefSeq and is a predicted model, not a curated record.